This is a messenger RNA of Sander lucioperca (pikeperch), 768 nucleotides long. RefSeq names its product galactose-specific lectin nattectin-like. Gene Ontology annotation, molecular function: signaling receptor activity. Lineage: Eukaryota; Metazoa; Chordata; Actinopteri; Perciformes; Percidae. The record is from RefSeq and is a predicted model, not a curated record. The transcript is spliced from 7 exons. Bases 109 to 603 code for a protein of 164 amino acids.
GAGCCAAACACACCCAGAGAAGGUAUAUAAGCUCUGGGUUUCCAUCUCAAAGUCACCCUGCUACCUGCUACUGCUGCACGUUCAACUUUAUCUGAUCAUCACAACAAGAUGGAAUCAGGUCUUCAUUUCAUGGUGGUCCUGUGUUUGACCAGUGGACUGUGGACUGGAGCAAAUGCAGAGAAUAAGACAGCAUCAGAUGACUGGCCUAAACUAUGCCCUCCUGGUUGGACUGAGUCUGACCAAAAGUGUUACAUAUUCCACUCCAGUAAAAUGGACUGGGCUGAUGCAGAGCGUUUCUGCACUUCUAUCGGUGGAAAUCUGGCUUCCCUCCAAACUACAGAGGAGUACGAGUCUAUCAGAGAGGUGAUUCAGCUAGUGACUGGCACUGACACAAACAUUUGGGUCGGAGGCUACGAUGCAACAAAGGAUGGUGUGUGGCUGUGGAGUGAUGGUUCCAAGUUUGACUUCACAGGAUGGGGCAAAGUGGAGCCCAACGGCCAGGCAAAAGAGAACUGCAUGGAGAUUAACUUUAACGAACAAGAUUAUGUCAACGACACGAUUUGUAGUCUGAAGAAAUCUUUCUUCUGUUCCAAACCCCUGUGAAGACGCCCGCCGUGAGCUGACACAAAUGUCAUGAUGAUGUCACAUCGCCACUGAUGUCACUUCUACCAGGACGUUGAGCCUCGACGACGUCACUGCUGGAAGAUCUAUUGACAGUUCAGAUUUGAUUUCAGUUUGAUCAAUAAAUAAAUAUAUCCUGUUCAGCAA